Messenger RNA from Rhinopithecus roxellana (golden snub-nosed monkey), 2356 nucleotides. RefSeq names its product transmembrane 6 superfamily member 1 (gene TM6SF1). Gene Ontology annotation, cellular component: lysosomal membrane. Lineage: Eukaryota; Metazoa; Chordata; Mammalia; Primates; Cercopithecidae. The record is from RefSeq and is a predicted model, not a curated record. The transcript has 10 exons. The coding region runs from base 339 to 1604 and encodes 421 amino acids.
ACCAGGGGCACCUGUCCCCCUGCGAGGGUGUCGCCGCCCCUCGGCGCCGCCGGGCGCUCGCCGCUGAGCCCUGGCGCCCCUGGCAGAAGCACUGCGAGGACGCCUCUCGGGACUGCAGCGCGGCCCUGCGCACUCAGGGAGGCGAGGCCGGGCGCGGGGGGCGGCUGCGGGCUGGGAGGGCGCGCGGAGGGGACACCGCUGAGGGGACGCCGCUGAGGGCGCGGCGCGGGGAGCGCGGCUGGGGCGCCUCGAAGGGCAAGCGCCGAGGGGGCGCCGCCGGAAGCUGGGGCGGGGCGCCCAGCGGGAUGCGGUGAAGGGCGAGCGGCGCGGCGGCUGCGAUGAGUGCCUCUGCGGCCACCGGGGUCUUCGUGCUGUCCCUCUCGGCCAUCCCGGUCACCUAUGUCUUCAACCACCUGGCUGCCCAGCACGAUUCCUGGACUAUUGUAGGGGUUGCUGCCCUCAUCCUGUUCCUGGUAGCACUGCUGGCUCGUGUCCUCGUCAAAAGAAAACCACCCCGGGACCCGCUGUUCUAUGUGUAUGCAGUUUUUGGAUUUACCAGCGUGGUGAACCUCAUCAUAGGACUGGAGCAAGAUGGAAUCAUUGAUGGGUUCAUGACACACUACUUGAGAGAGGGUGAACCGUAUCUGAACACUGCAUAUGGGCACAUGAUCUGCUACUGGGAUGGCUCUGCUCAUUAUCUGAUGUACCUGGUGAUGGUGGCAGCCAUAGCAUGGGAGGAAACAUAUAGAACCAUUGGCCUAUAUUGGGUUGGAUCUAUUAUUAUGAGUGUUGUUGUUUUUGUGCCAGGAAACAUUGUAGGGAAGUAUGGAACACGAAUUUGCCCUGCUUUUUUCUUAAGCAUACCAUAUACUUGUCUUCCUGUCUGGGCUGGUUUCAGAAUCUAUAAUCAGCCAUCAGAAAAUUAUAAUUACCCCUCAAAGGUUAUUCAAGAAGCCCAAGCAAAAGACCUGCUGAGAAGACCAUUUGAUUUAAUGUUGGUCGUGUGUCUCCUCCUGGCAACUGGAUUUUGCCUGUUCAGAGGCUUGAUUGCUUUGGAUUGCCCAUCUGAGCUCUGCCGAUUAUAUACGCAAUUUCAAGAGCCCUAUCUAAAGGAUCCUGCUGCUUAUCCUAAAAUUCAGAUGCUGGCAUAUAUGUUCUAUUCUGUUCCUUACUUUGUGACUGCACUGUAUGGCUUAGUGGUUCCUGGAUGUUCCUGGAUGCCUGACAUCACAUUGAUACAUGCUGGAGGUCUGGCUCAGGGUCUCACUCUGUUUCCCAGGCUGGAGGGCAUUGGCAUGAUCAUGGCUGACUACUCGCCUGGACCUCCUGGACUCAUGCAAUCCUUCCACCUCAGCCUCCCAAGUAGCUGGACUACAGGUGUGAGCAAUCACUCUCGGCUAAUUUUGUUUAUUAUUUGUGGAGAUGAGGUCUCACUAUAUUGCCCAGGCUGGUCUCAAACUCCUGGGCUCAAGAGAGCUACUUGUCUCAGCCACUCAAAGUGUUGGGAUUACAGGUAUGAGCCACUGUGCCCAGCCAAAAGGCUAUUAAAUGAUCAUGAAGUUGUAAUCUUCAAGGAAAGCAAAGGAAAUGAUCCCUUAAUUUAAAAUAGACAAACAUUAGUAAGCUAAGUGUGUCUUUACCCUUUCUCUGCUUUAAAUUUUAAGUCCACCCAGGUGGAGCCCCAUUACUUCUGGUCUUUCUAACAAGCAAUAAAAUAAUGGCAUUUAAAAGCCACAUAUCCACACUAUUAAAUGCCUAGGCAACAUUAGGUAGCUUAAAUAAUUUAGGGUUGCACAACACAUUAGGUGGAAGCUCAGCAGGAAAUCGUAAAUUAAGUAAAAUCAAUUCAAGUAGGUGUUUAAAUGAAGUUCAAAAUUCUAAAAGAAAUUCAGCUUAAAAAAUAAUUGCAAUGGAAGAUAAAGUCUGACAAGGAAAAUUCUAAUUACUUUGUUGUCAUUUGCAAACUUUAUCCCCAUCCAAGGCAAUCACAUAUGUUUUUCAUUAGGUACACAGGAAAUAAUGCUGCAUUCACACAAUUCUGCCUGUAUGCCAGUUGGGUAGUUGGGUAAGAUUUUAUAUACUGCCAAAAUAAAAUGCUGGUAGUCUAAUAAACUCUAGGUACUUGUUUUUAGAGUUUCCUAAGGAUAUUCACCCAUUAAAUACCAGAAUUUAAAUAGAAGUAAUUUAUCCAGGUAUUCAGUUAUGUGACAGACCAAUUAUAGUGAAACCUGUACCAAUCUCUGGUCCUCAAGGAUCCAUUUAUCUUGCUUUCAGUUUCUAAAAGGUGAAUAAUUUUCACAAUCUCAGAGUUUUUUCAAUUGUAUUUCUGAAUUACCGUAUGAAAAAACCUAGACUU